Pocillopora meandrina is the source of this 4876-nucleotide messenger RNA. The record is from the annotation of a GenBank genome assembly. Lineage: Eukaryota; Metazoa; Cnidaria; Anthozoa; Scleractinia; Pocilloporidae.
CUGGAAGCCGUUCAAAAAUCUCGUUCAAUACAUGAGGGAAAUUCGGCGUUUUUAUCGCAAAGUAUAAAUAAAAUGUAUAAAUAUUUUCGUUAAAGUCUUCUGAUUGACUGCCGAUAAGAACAGAAGUAGACCAUCUGGCAGAGAUAAGGCCACUUCGCAUAUUCCCCGCAGUCAGCCGCUGUCCAGUCAGGUGUCUAGCGUUGGGUUCUUGAAAAGAGGCUUCAUGGAGGGGUUCGUUUGUUUUGGUUUGGAGUUUUAGGUGUCUUCUUUCUUUAGUUUGGCGUUAAGGCCGAGAAUUAGAAGGAUUUUGAGACAAUGGUUAAUGAAUCAGAGGCUAAUCAAGGUACACCUGAAAUUGUACAUUCAAAUCAACUGCUCAAGGGAUUGAAUCAACUUCGCCAGCGACAUGAACUGUGUGAUGUUGAACUUUGUGCCGGAAAAAACAGAGUUUCAGCUCAUCGUGUAGUCUUGUCGGCGUGUAGCCCAUACUUUAAUGCCAUGUUCACAGGAAAGCUCCUUGAAAGCCAGAAACAAGUCAUUUAUUUGAAAGAUAUCGACGAAAGUGCCCUUCAUAUUCUAGUCGAUUUCGCUUACACAGGAAAAGCUCAAGUUACACAGGAAAACGUCCAAGUUUUGCUGCCAGCUGCCAACAUGUUGCAGUUAAACAGGGUCAAGGAGAUAUGCUGUCACUUUCUCAGCCAACAGCUUCAUCCUAGCAACUGUUUAGGAAUCAGCAAGUUUGCAGACGCGUACUCUUGUCAAAGUCUGCAAAAAAGAUCUAGGAAGUACAUUCAAGAUCACUUCCAAGAAGUUAUCCAGUACGAGGAAUAUCUCCUCUUGUCACCUUGUCAGCUGACGGACCUACUCCGCGACGAUAACCUAAACGUUGUUUCAGAACAAGUUGUGUUCGAAGCAGUUCUAUCUUGGAUUAGGCACAAACUCCAGGAGAGAAUAUCGCUUCUUGGAAAACUACUUCAGAACGUCCGUUUACCUUUGUUGACGUCGCGUUUUCUUACACUGAGCUACGAGACAAAUGAACUUAUUCGGGCAGAUAGAGCAAGCCAAGUUUUGUUACAUGAUGCUUUAAAUUACAGACAUAUUCAAGGGAAGUGCCCUUCUUUUAGCACCACAGUCAUCCCUCGACGUGCGCCGAAGCGAAUCUUUGCCUUGGGGGGUAAAAAUGGUCUUUUUGCAACUUUGAGUAGUGUAGAAUAUUAUGAACCCGAGAGGGACAAAUGGAUUGAAGUGUCCAGCAUGAAUCUAAGAAGAUUCGAGUUUGGAGCAGCAGUAUUAGAUGGUAGGUUUUUGUUUCGACUCGAUCAAGACAACACAGGUGAACUUCAAUGAGAUAUAGUUUCACUUCUAACAACAUACUUUCCGAUAAUUAUAUCAUGUUCAUUGUAGAUUUCAGACAUAAAACCCUUGUAGGGUUUUAUGAGAAAUUAAUCGUGAGAUCUUUUGAUCCUAAUUUUAUUACCAGUUACACUCGUUUGUUCAAGGGUAAAGACAAUUUUAAGUCUGCAAACAAAAUUUCAUGAGUCGAGGAGGCAAAGCUCUGAAUAUUUUUAAUUAGAGAGCAUAUUUCUUAGACUUUGGAACAAACACAACAUUUUCCAUGCCCAUUGCUAUCCUUAAAGAGUUGCAAUUUUAUUUCAAGCGAUUUAUAACUUCAUCAAAUACUUCACAUUUCCAUGUCCUUGACAUUGUUGAGCAUUUUUUCCCGUUUCAUAUGCUGAACUUUUCUUUAAUUAGUACAUUUUAAUCUAAAUUUAGACUAGCUCAAAUGAUCAAAUGUCAGCCAGUUUACUCAGGUGGUGAAUUAAAUUAGAUAUUCACAAUGCAUUGCUAAGAUUUUCAGCAGUCUCAGGAAAAACUUUUUAUCAUAAUUUAUGUGUUAAGUUUGACACAUCGUUAGUUCAGACUUUGAGUCAAAGCAUUUAUAAGGUUGUUCCUACUAUCAGUAAGUAGUAUGGCUUGGCAAAUCAAACUUAAGGUAUCUCAUCUUAUAAUUGAUCCAGAAGCUGAAAUUGUAUUAGACUUUCAUCAAGGCACUGGUUUCAGUUUUGAAAGUGUGCCAUCUUAACAAGACUUUCCCUUUGACCAUUUUAGUUGCUAUGUCACAACAAUGUAAUGCUCAUAAAUCUUCUUCUUCCUCUUAAAGAUUGUCAUACAAUCCAAUACACCAGUUUGUAACCAUUAGUAGUUACUGCACCUAUCUUAAGUGAAUGUUAUGUUAAUAUAGCUGUAUCUCACAGGUAAACUGUAUGCUGUGGGUGGCUUGGUGUGUGGUGUUGGUGUCCACAGUGGAGCACCCUUCAGGUACUGUGACAAUGGAAGUGAAUGUUUUGAUCCUGAUACAGGGCAAUGGAGUAGAGUACCUCCUAUGAAUCAGUGUCGCAGCAACCACACAGUGCAACCAUUAGGCAAGUAACUUUUGACUUUUGAUAAAAUGCUUCAGUUAUAUCUGUGCUGUGUGUCUUGUAAGUGUUGGAGGGUGGAUGGCAUUUGUAUGAUACUUCUUAGGCCAGCUCUAGGUUAUUACUUUUUCUACCAACUAAACACACACUUUAGUUGUGUGAGCAGGAGGUACAUCAUUGCCAUUAUCAACAUCACACUGCUAAAAAAGUUGGCAGGGUACCAUACUAUGGUUUAAAUUUUUUUUUUCCAAUAGUCAGUGUUGAAUUUCACUAACUUUAUUAGGCAAGUUCAGUCUUGGUAGGAAACUCGUUGUCUUUUACCAACAGGUGGGUACCUUUAUUCUCUUGGUGGUUAUGAUGGUAACUCUUACCUCAACACAGUGGAGUGCUACAAUAGUCGUACCAAACAGUGGAGUCAUGUGGUGCCAAUGCACUACAGUCGCAGCUGCUUUGCCACAGCAGCAUGUGAUGGAUAUCUUUAUGCUCUGGGAGGAUACGGGCCAUCUUAUCUCCGAACUGUUGAAAGAUAUGAUCCUGCUUCAAAUUCAUGGGAAAUGAUGCCAGCAAUGAGCACCUAUAGAAUUAAUUUUGGUGUUGGAGUUUUGAAUGGAUGUCUUUAUGUUGUUGGUGAGAUUAAUAUUUGAUAUGUAAAUUGUGAAUUUUUUCAGAUGUGACUGUUUCAUCCAUUGUGAAGAAUUGUCAGAAUUCAUUCAAUGUACUUUAACAGAAGUUUAAUGUUAUGCUUUAAAUGUGAUUCAUGAUAAUUGCAAUUUAUGCAGCCAAAUUCAUUUGUCAUUUUCAUCUUGCACUAGGCGGUCACAAUGGGGUGUCCCAUUUACGAAGUGUGGAGCGUUUUGAUCCGUUGUCUAGUGAAUGGACUAUGGUGGCACCUAUGAGUCGACCACGAACAGGUCUUAGUGUUGCUGUAUUGAAUGGAUUUUUGUAUUCAGUUGGAGGACAUGAUGGAUCAGGUUACCUCAAUCUUGUUCAGUGCUAUGAUCCAAAUACAAAUACAUGGCACAAUGUCAAAAGCAUGUGUUCAAGUCGUUGUAGUUUUGGUAUAGCGACUCUUUAACUUUUGUUACAAUAAAAUAAAACAUGCAGUGAGAACUCUUUUGUUCUAAUGGACAGAAAAUAAUUAUUAAGAAUUGAUAGCCCUCAAUAAUUCAGUCAUUGGCAGGAUGGUAAAUAUAAUUUUAUAACCUUUAUUUUUUCUCUAAUGUUUAAUGCUCUUGAUUUAAGACGCUUAAACAAUCCACAAAUAUUGGAAGUUAAUCAGCCAUAAACUUAAAGUUACAAAGAAAUAAUCUUAGGUUUUAUUCAGCCAAGGAAGGGUUAUUUUGGGUGACAUGAACAUAAAAUAUUAGAAGAAUUCAAGGAUUUUAUUCUUUGACUAAAAUAAUUAUUUACAUUUGAUGUGUACCCAAGCCUGGUGCAAGCAGGCAGGCAGCCAUGUCAGUGGUUGAAACUUUUACAUGUACAGGUCUUAUGGGUUUCAUUGUUAUUACUUGGAAAUCUAAGAAUUGAGGGUGAGCUGACUUCUCUUUCUAAAUUUAGGAGUGGUAGUGAUAUAUUUUAUCUACAGACUGUACCAUGGCCAGCCAGCUGAACUAUUUGUGGUAAUGAUAAAGAUUCUCCUUAGCACAAUUGUACAUCAUUGAUUAUGCAUUAACACUCACACUUGUCUGGAAGAAUCCUUUUAUUUUAACAAUACAAAAUCUCAUUAAAUUCUUUUUGUUUAGGGUGUGAAAUAUGUUAAGUUCCUGUUAGUUAUUAGUGCAGCCAUUUCUCUCUGUUUGUUUCUGAAAGACAUAACUUAUGAAAUAAUAUCAACACAAUGUGCUAAUUAACAAUAUUAUUACUUGUGCGAAUGAAGAUUUACUCUCAAGUAAUGAUGAUGUGAAGUUAUCUUGAUGCAAAUAAUGUUUGUAUCACUUUCAUACAAUUUAUUAGGGAUUAUACUUCCUUGUUUUGUUCAUUAUUACUGUCAUGUAAGAUAUUCCUUAAUUAAAAGGCCCUGAAUUUGGUGUAUUUCAUGCUGUCUGUACAUGUUAAUCAUAUGAUCUGCUUGGAGGCAAAGAUUGCUAGUAUCAGAAAUAGUUGAACUUAGGUUAUCUGAUGAAAACAGAAGACCCAUUCUAAUCCAAAUUCCUGCUAAUUGCCAUGAAGUGUGUACCUUAUGCCUACUUCUAGGAAUUGCAAAAUAAGCUCUCUGAUUUUCUUUUUCACUGAUCCACUAUCCAUUUGGAGUUACGUUAAGUUUGUAGUAACUCCAUCAUUUUUACCAUAUUUGUACUAAUUAGAUAUAAUGGCUGCUGAAUUCACAAGUCUUUCUUGGAUUGUAUAUUAGUAGUGCAGUUGAAUGCAGUAAUUGAGACCAUUACAUUCAUACAUUAGGGAAAAAAGUUUGUUUUUAUUGUAACAUCCUAUACCUCAGGUGGCUCUUAAAGAAACUGUCA